Messenger RNA from Cladophialophora immunda, 2393 nucleotides. RefSeq lists its product as uncharacterized. Gene Ontology annotation, molecular function: iron ion binding; heme binding; monooxygenase activity. The record is from RefSeq and is a predicted model, not a curated record. The transcript has 2 exons. Bases 662 to 2206 code for a protein of 514 amino acids. Lineage: Eukaryota; Fungi; Ascomycota; Eurotiomycetes; Chaetothyriales; Herpotrichiellaceae.
GGGACGGUGGGUGAGACGAGCCAUGACUUUUUGUAUCUGGUCCCAGCAGCUGCUAAAGUUCCCCAAAGUGGCUCUGAUCAACCCCAUGGCCCCUGUUCUCCCAUCUUCACCAUGUGGAGGACGCCUUCAAACGCUGCUCUACGCCCGUUCGGGCUUCGAGGCUGGGAUCUAGAUGGUCCAUGAAUCCGGUUGCUCUGACUCCUGUGGAGCUGGGAGGAAAGUACCAAUGACUCUCCCCCUUUUCAAUCUGAAGCAGGCGGGCCAAAGGCUUAGGCGUUGCUUGAGCUAACCCACUGUCUUGGAGCCCGGACUGCCAGGCUAUUCCCCAUGGUUUUGUGACCAUGCCGGAAGUCUAAGACCCCACAAACGACGGUCAAACUCCGCGCAUGGCUCCCUCGACAUCGACAAGGGACCUCGCUACAAGUCGUGGGGCUGGGACAUUGUUUGCGGGGAAAUCCCACUUCCAUCCUCCAUCCAUCUGACAUGUCGUGGCACUGCCGAAACCUGCCGAUGACGGGUUCCGCAGUGUAUAAUUGGGAGAAGAUGACUUAUGUCAGUUAUGGACAACACCCUCCGACGAGCAGCUUUCCAAAGGUUCCGUUAAAUAGGUAACGCCCUGUGCGGUUGCUGAAUCACGAGUCCUCCCAGCAGAACCGUGGAAAUGGCUGACACAUCUCCUGUUGUACGUCCUAUCCUCAUAUGGGGUCCCAUCCUUCUUCUUGUGGCGUACUAUCCCGCCCUUUUGAUAUAUCGGCUGUUCUUCUCGCCUAUGAGCAAGAUCCCGGGCCCAUGGAUAACAAGAAUAUCCGACAUCCCCGAGGCAACCGCUUUGAAGGACAAAAGACGUGCCGAAUGGGCAAGUGAACUCUUUGCCCAGUAUCCAGAUUCCGUUGCAGUCAGGACACGUCCAAAUGCAGUUUCAUUCAACCACCCAGAUGCGGUUAAGGCCAUCUAUGGCCAUGGAAAGGGAGCAGAGGAGUUUGGCAAGUCAAGUUGGUACGACGCCUUCUCGACAACGGGAGAAUCCCUGUUCUCAACGCGGUCCAAAAAGAACCACGCACGGAAGCGGCGUAUGGUAUCCCACGGCUUCAGCAUGCAGUCUCUGUAUCUUUUCGAGCCCUAUGUCGAUGCCGUGAUGCAAAUCUUCCUGCAGAAAAUGGACGAGUUUGCCAGAACUCAGCAACCCUUUGACAUUUACUUCUGGUUCGAGCUGUUUACUAUGGACCUGAUGGGCGAACUUUCCUUUGGCCAUAACUUCGGCGCCAUCCAGGGUGGGCAGCCCGUCAAAUAUUCCAAGCUGGUGGAACUUUCGCAGCGCUUUGCCAAUCUGAGCGGCAUGCUACCUUUCGGCAAGUACAAUGUGAAAAUUUUGAGCAUGGUGCCGUCGCCUUACAUUCAGGGCCUGUACAAAGCGCGACUUGAAUACUUGGAGUACGCCAGACAGGCACUGGAGAAACGAUUUCAGGAUAACCGUAACCAGGUGCCACUUGGUGGCAAACCGAGGCAAGACAUCAUGCAGCGCUUCAUCGAGGCACAGGACCCGGAAACAGGGGGGCGGAUGGACUUUCCAGAGCUCAGGGCCGAGGCGUCCUCGCUGAUGGUGGCUGGAGCAAGCACCGGCAGCGUCACCAUGAAUUGGAUGACUUACUAUCUCAGCAAGAAUCCCUCUGUGAAGGACCGCAUCAUUCAACAACUCGAGGAGAUGUUCCCUGACAACCUAGACGCCUCGACGCCUCUCCCGUUCUCGAUGUUGAACAAGUUGAGCCUCCUCGAGGCCACCGAGAUCGAAUGCCUGCGGAUGCACCCACCCAUCGGCUACGCGAUGCCACGAAUGAGUCCGCCCCAGGGCGCCGUCAUCUGUGGCGUUUACGUCCCGGGCAACGUCGACGUCGGCGUGCCCGCCGCCACCAUCGGACGCAACCCGAUCGUCUACCGCGAUCCGAAUACUUGGAACCCGGACCGCUGGCUGGACGAGAAGGCUGACCUGGCGACGAUGAAGACCUGUUUCCUGGGCUUCGGCUUCGGGAGCAGACAAUGCAUCGGGAGAAACGUGGCCAAUCAGUUCAUCAUCAAGAUGAUCGCGACCUUGCUGUUGAGAUAUGACAUUGAGCUUGAAGAUCCGAACUUGGUUCUGGGCACGAAAGAGUUCACGAUCCUCAAGCCGGAUCGGAAUUACAAUGUCAUCCUGCGGCCGAGGAAGCCCUGAGCUCGUUGUAGUUGCAGAGUCAUAUAUAUGAGUCUUGGACUUGGGGUUAUGAUCACCAGUGACAUGAUAGCGGUCAUCACUGACAGGGAACAACGCCGCAAGGGGGAACAGCACGCUUGCUCCUUCCUCCCCGGCUUACAACCCGGAUAUUCAACGACAUUAUAGUGAGCCAUUAGGCCGAUGUAGC